AUGGCGUGUUUGAUACGUACAGUUUUUCCCAGAAAGGUGGAUGAUUCCAAUGGAUUAUGUUCGCCUAAUAAGGAUGCUAACAUGCCUCUAGAAGAAAUACCAAUGGAGGAGUCUGUCAGAAAUAUUUUAACUGAGGAACAAAUAUAUGAUGAUGAAUGGUCAAUUAGUAGAAAUAAAUGCUACUUUAUUGUUCAGUUUUCUGUAUCUGAUUCGAAUAAGAUGGAACGUAUCCUUGACAAACUAGCGUAUUUCAAUAUUGGAAAAACACUUGAUUCGUCAAUUAUGGUUACAGAGCCUAUGAUAAAUGUUCAAAAACGUAAUAAAGGAGGAAAAUCCGGUGUUAUAUCUUAUUCGGCAAUUCAAAACUUUAUUGGGACUCUGAAAUCACGAUUGUGUGUUGCUCAGGUUUACAACGAGAUUAACCAACGUGGAUCGUUUGAUAUGAAUUAUUUAUGUUUCCUGCUGUGUGCAGCUAUUGUGGCGAAUAUAGCUUUGGUGACCAAUUCUGCUGGCGUUGUAUUUGCAAGUAUGCUAUUAUCGCCUUUGAUGGAUCCAAUCAUGUGCAUUCUUUUUGGUUUGAAUUUACGUGAUCGUAAUAUGACAACUAAGGGUAUUCGCAACACAUCGAUUUCACUAAUCAUCUGUGUUAUGAUUGGACUAACGUUCGGUUAUGUGGCACAUGCAAUUAGUGCUUUCCAAGAUGUUACACCAUAUCCCACAAACGAGAUGGUUCAAAGGGGUGAACUAAGGUCUUUUAUUGGAUCAAUGCUUGUAGCAGCAUUCUCUGGCGUUAGUGUUUCUUUCGCCAUACUAAGUAAGCGACUAUCAGCUUUAAUUGGGAAUGCGAUAUCGCUUUCAUUGUUACCGCCAGCAGUUAACUGCGGUCAUUUGUUAUUACUCUCUCUUCUGGCCAUCUCCACCGGGGAAAAACGUGAGUAUGAAACAACAACAGAUGUGGAGUCGAAUGUUACAGCUACAUUGCAUUAUUGUACAUAUCCAUGGAUUCGACAAUACGAAUUUAUCUAUAUGAGAAAUCAUUGCAAUGCUCCUUUGGAAUUCCUUUACGUUGGUUUAUCAAGCUUUUGUCUUGUAACAAUGAAUAUCAUGUUAAUUCUAGUUACUGGAUAUACGGUGAAUAAGAUCAAAAAUUUGGUCCCACUUUCGUUUACAAAUGAAAUCACUCGGAGAUUUUAUCAAAAAGAUUUACGAGAGGUUCGUGAAAAUUAUAAAUGUCUGCAUAAAUUUGAUGCAGCUGGUUUAGCCACUUAUGCAUAUAAUGAAUAUUUACGUCUGAAUAAAAUUAAUACACACGAUGAUGAGCUAACAAACUUGGACAUUGAAGAUGCUGAUCAGAUUGCCAGUGAAUUUCAUACAAUUAUGAAGGAUCUCAAAAAAGAUCCCUAUCUACAGACUAUUACUGCAGAAACAACCCAAGGUGAUAACAGCUUCUUGAAAAGAUUUAUGGAGAAAUCUGACGAAUUAUCAUCAAGAAGCGCCGUGAAACGAGUAAAAAAGCGCCAUACAUUUUGUUAUCCCGAUAAAAAGUCUAUGGUGUCUCAAGAUGAAGCAGUUGGCAAUAAUAUUAAUAGCACUACAAAUAUUAAUAAAACUAUUAACAUUACCAGUCGUCCUACGUUUGUCAGUAAACAUAUCAACAGUAACACUUGUCAUAAUCUUGACAACAAAAGUAAUAAUAAUGUUACACGAGUAAAGUUAGCGUCUGAAACUAGACUCUCAAGUUUCACUAAUGAAAAUCUAAAAACAAAUGAUGUCCAGUUUUCACCAUUAAUUGAAAAGGGAAAAUAUAGAAAAUGUCCAAUGAUAAAUGAGAUUGCAGGAUCGAAAAUGAGAACUUCCAGUUCUACAGGAAGAUUUGAAGUGGUAUCUGUAGAAUGUCAAUCUGAAUCUAUAUAUGGUCCAGAACAAGAUGAUAAGGGCGAAAACAACACUAUGUUGAGAAGAAACAUUUGA
This is a messenger RNA of Schistosoma rodhaini, 1971 nucleotides long. The record is from the annotation of a GenBank genome assembly. Lineage: Eukaryota; Metazoa; Platyhelminthes; Trematoda; Strigeidida; Schistosomatidae.